Molecule: messenger RNA, 1156 nt
Organism: Aphidius gifuensis
Lineage: Eukaryota; Metazoa; Arthropoda; Insecta; Hymenoptera; Braconidae
Product: gastrula zinc finger protein xFG20-1-like
Exons: 2
Coding region: 1-876 (291 amino acids)
Source: RefSeq, a predicted model, not a curated record
AUGUGUCUAUUUUAUUCAAUAAAUUCAUUUCAAAAAUUAAAUUUAAAAAAUUAUCGUAAAUCUAAUUUGGAUAAUGAAAAAAUAUUUACAUGUAAUAUAUGUGCGUAUCAAUGUCGUCGUUCAAGAUAUCUCAGAAAUCACAUUAUAAUGCGUCACACAAAUGAUUUUAAUUUUCCAUGUACAAUUGAUUAUUGUACAAAAAAAUUUAAAACAAAAAGUCAAUUAAAUAAUCAUACUAGAUUAUAUCAUAAAAAUGAUUUAAUAUUAGUUUACAAGUGUAUUGAAUGUGGUGAAAAAUUUAAAAACAAAACAAAUUUUCUAAAACAUCAAAAAAUUCAUCCAAAACAAUAUGAAUGUGAUACAUGUGGAUAUAAAACUUCACGUAAAGAUUCAUUAAGAUCUCAUGUUCUUGCUAAACACACUGAUUUAUCUGGAUAUUCAUGUAAUUUUUGUGAUAAAAAAUUUCAACACAUUAAAUCUAUAAAAGCACAUAUUAAACAUGAGCAUACUCUUGCUUACGAGUGUACAAUUAAAGAUUGUAACAAAAAAUUUUCAACUCAAUUAAAUUUAGAUAAACAUUAUAAAUCACAUCCAGUUCAUUUAUUUAAAUGUGAUAAAUGUGAUUAUGUUAGUGGUCGUAAAUUAACACUUGAAAAACAUAUUACACGACAGCAUGAACAAAGUCAUCGUUACUCGUGCGAUAAAUGUAAAAAAGAAUUUAAACAUAAAGCUACUUAUGCUGAACAUAAAAAACGUAAUACUUGUAAGUCAUUGAAAGAAAAAAAAAAAUUAUCAAUUUGUGAUUAUUGUGGUAAAUGUUUAUCAAAUACAGGUAAUCUUAAUCGACAUAUGAAAGUUCAUUCUAAAAAUCUUUGAUGUUAAAUCCUUUUUUUUUUUUUUUUUUAACACAAUUCAUAUUGUAACUAAUAAAAUUUUAGUUAAUGAGAAAAACACAUGAAAUUAUUGAUAGAAUGUUUAUUUAUUUUUUUAAUAAUCCUUUUUAGUAAAUUUAAUUUUUUAAUUCACAACAGAAAUAUUAAGUCGAUCUUGUGGUGUAUCUUAUCGCAUAUGGUAGUUGAAAUUUUUUUAUUAAAAUAUUUGAUAUAUUAUUUGGGGAAUUAUAUGAAUGAAAGUAUAAUGACAUUUAUUAAUUUUG